Molecule: messenger RNA, 2417 nt
Organism: Sardina pilchardus (European sardine)
Lineage: Eukaryota; Metazoa; Chordata; Actinopteri; Clupeiformes; Clupeidae
Gene: slc35a2
Product: solute carrier family 35 member 2
Exons: 5
Coding region: 341-1483 (380 amino acids)
Biological process (GO): pyrimidine nucleotide-sugar transmembrane transport
Cellular component (GO): Golgi membrane
Molecular function (GO): UDP-galactose transmembrane transporter activity
Source: RefSeq, a predicted model, not a curated record
CGGAGAGACAACAAGAGGCUGGAUGAAUGUAGCUAGCGAGCGAGGAGAUGAAUGUAAACGUGUAUAAUAACAGAUAUACCUUACAACUAGGUUGACACUGCAUUUAUAAUUCUUACAUUCUCAGCAAUGUCUACGAUGACAGGGCCUCUGUUUCUAGUUUGACUGCAGCAGUCUCAAGUGUCCAGUUGGAUUGAAGUCUGAGUAGCAGCUAGGGACUGUAGAACAGUCCUCUCCGAUGUAUUGCUUGCUAGCUGGCCAGUAGUCUACACAUUGCUGGAGAAGCUGGUGUUUGUUAGCUAGCUAGCUAGCCAGUUCUCUGCACUGAAACGUCAAUGCCAACAUGGCAGGGAGCAGCCAUGGCACGGGCUCUGGAGUUGGGGAAGAUAAGAGUUUUCGCAGUAAACAAAAUGAAGACGUGAACAAGAAGUUGAAGUACAUCAGUUUGGCUAUCUUGGUGAUCCAGAACGCCUCACUCAUUCUCAGCAUCCGAUAUGUUCGCACACUGCCAGGGGAUCGCUUCUUUGCGACCUCGGCUGUCGUCAUGGCAGAGAUUCUCAAAGGCUGCACUUGUCUGCUCAUCAUUUUGUUUCAAAAAAGGGGUAACCUCAAGGAGUUUGGGGUUCUCCUGUACGACUCCAUAGUCGUUCAGUUCAGGGACACGCUAAAACUGGCCGUCCCGUCCCUUAUCUACACACUUCAGAACAACCUGCAGUAUGUGGCCAUUUCAAACCUCCCAGCAGCCACAUUCCAGGUGACGUAUCAGCUGAAGAUCCUGACCACAGCCCUCUUCUCCGUGCUGAUGCUGCGGAAGAGCCUGUCGCGGGUGCAGUGGGUCUCCCUGCUGCUGCUGUUCGCCGGCGUCGCCGUCGUCCAGGUGCAGCAGGAGAGCGGCAAGCAGAAGGAGGCCUCGGCGGCCGACUCCGGCCAGAGCUACGGCAAGGGUCUGGUGGCGGUGGUGGUGUCGUGCCUGUCGUCCGGCUUCGCCGGCGUCUAUUUUGAGAAGAUCCUCAAGGGCAGCUCGGCGUCCGUGUGGCUGCGGAACGUGCAGCUGGGCAUCUUUGGCACGGUCCUGGGACUGCUGGGCCUGUGGUGGAACGACGGUGCCGCCAUCGCCGAGAAGGGCUUCCUGUUUGGCUACACGCCCAUGGUGUGGGGCGUGAUCCUCAACCAGGCGUUCGGCGGCCUCCUGGUGGCCGUGGUGGUGAAGUAUGCCGACAACAUCCUGAAGGGCUUUGCCACCUCCUUCUCCAUUGUUGUGUCCACCAUCAUGUCCGUCUACCUCUUCGGCUUCCACGUGGACUUGGUCUUCACGCUGGGCGCAGGGCUGGUCAUUGGGGCCGUGUACAUGUAUAGUUUGCCCAAGCCGAGUGUCGCUGCCUCUUCCUCGGCCUCAGCCGUGAGCCACGGAAGAAGCAACCCAGGAGGAGACUCAGAGCUGGAAGCUUUUCUCUCCAAGAAUCCUGUGAAAGAAAAGGAAAGCUGAGAUUGCUACAUCUCUGCUUCAGUGAUAUAAUAAAAGUUGUGAAAGAGCCCUGCCAAAGCAACACGGAAAAAAUGGAUUUGUGAUGGUUCAAGUGCCUUCUGUCAAUUGUAAGUUGUAGCAGUUAGUUUAAGCAUUUCUUUAUGACUUUAGCAUCCACUGAUCUGCAAAAUAAUACAUAUAUAUUUUUUGCAUUUGUGGAAACCUCAUCUGUUUUUACAUAGAUUGAAACUUAAAAUAUGGACACACAUACAGUAGGUACUGAGUUUGAUCAUGUAAUUUAGCUAGGCAACAUGUUAUGGUUAAAUUGCUUGAUGCUAUCCUCUGAUAUGACACUAUCAUAUGGUUGUAACAUAUUUUAAUGAUUUACAUUUCUUUUUACCUCAUUGAAAACCCUUGAAAAAAGGGGUUUAUGUUCAGUUGUCUGCUCACACUACAUCUAUCUGCAGAUGUGAAUAGGCACUAUGCACAUUAAUUUAAGUGUCUUUGAAAUGUGUAUUAAGCAAUGCAUUUCAUUUAGCGAUGCACACUCACUCAUAACCAUUGAACACAGUAUUGAUGCUUUGAGAGCAGUUUGAGAGAGACUGUCUUAACAGUGGGUGUAUUAGUCAUGUGACUGAUAAUGAAAUUGUCGGGUGGCUUGAUCUGUUGUAUGUUGGCGCCCCCCUCUGGCACAAAUGCAUAUCUUCAGCUAAACACAACUAUUUGACAGCAGUGCAGUGCAGUGUAUGUGUUUGCUGUGCAAUAUAUGAAAGUUAAUUAUAGGAAAUUGCAAUUAUUGAAUUAAAGUGAAAUGACUGACAUGAAGAAACUGGUGCUAUAAUAACAAACCUGAUUGAAUAUUGUAUGCUUUAACACCUCAUUUGCCAGUAUUUUUUUACAAGAUGAUUCCAAGUUGGCUAUGUAUUUUUGUGCUCAUGCUGCAAUCUGGUUUGAU